CGAAACUGAUACAAAAGCACGCGACUUUAUCUGCCGUUGAGUCAUGCAUUCGGAUUUCACCAUGAUACAAAUGAAAACAAAUAUCUGCAGCUAACAAAAUCGGGAUCCAGGCACCGAGGUUGGACACAUCAGCUUUAGUUGUCGGCCAUGGCAGCGGGCGUCAGUUUGUUGAGUGACCUGCCUUACUGCAACGGCAGUUCAGCUAACAGCAGAGAGCCGACCACUGUCAUGAAGCCAGUCAGUGUCCGAGUCCCCACUUCGAAGUACACCAAGGUUGGCGAGACUUUGAGGCAUGUCAUCCCAGGACAUAUGCAGUGUUCCAUGGCCUGUGGUGGUCGAGCAUGCAAAUACGAAAACCCUUCUCGCUGGAGCGAUGAAGAGCAAGCCAUCAAGGGAUUGUAUUCCUCCUGGAUAACAGAUAACCUGUUAGCAAUGGCAAGGCCUUCGACUGAAAUCAUUGAAAAGUUCAACAUCAUGGAACAGUUCCAAGCGUGUGGAUUGAAGACAGUCAUCAACUUGCAGCGUCCAGGGGAGCACUCCAGCUGUGGCAGCACUCUGGAGCCAGAGAGCGGUUUUACCUAUAACCCAGAGGUUUUCAUGGAGGCAGGGAUCUAUUUUUACAACUUUGGCUGGAAGGACUAUGGUGUGGCAUCCUUGACUACUAUACUUGACAUGGUGAAAGUUAUGUCAUUUGCCAUGCAAGAGGGAAGAAUUGCUGUCCACUGCCAUGCUGGACUUGGCAGGACAGGUGUCUUAAUUGCAUGCUUCUUAGUAUUCACAUCCCGGAUGAGCGCAGAUCAGGCCAUUUUAUUCAUCAGAGCUAAACGACCGAAUUCCAUCCAGACUCGCGGUCAACUGUUGUGUGUGCGAGAAUUUGCCCAGUUUCUUGUGCCACUGCGGAGUGUGUUCUCCUGUGCCGAGCCCAAAACUCAUGCAGUCACGUUGUCACAGUUCCUGACUCGUCAGCGGCAUCUGCUGCAUGGCUAUGAAGCACGACAAAUGAAGAACAUGCCAAAGAUCGUACACCUGGUCUGCAGGCUACUACUGGACAUAGCAGAGAACCGGCAAACUGUGGAAGAGGAGGUGUUGGACAUCCCAGACCUCACGGAAGAAGUGGAGAAGACAGUCUCCCUGCUAGCCAUCCAACAACUGGGCAAGGAGAUGAGGGGUAAAGGGAUUCCCAUAUCCUCACCUCACUCCCCCGAACAACCCAGCGGUCCUCUUGAAGUACAGUGUGUUCCACCUCAUGACCGCCCAGUCUGCAGCGACCAGGAGUUUGACGUGCUUUGGAGAUGGCCGACUGUAGACGACACUGAAAAUUCUCAACUCAUCUUGAGAAAAUGUCUUAGCUACAGUGACUCAGCCUUGCAUAAACUGGACCCGAGAAUGCAGGAACUGCAAAUUCCCCAAAAUACUCUUGGCAUCAAAUCCGGUUUAAACUUUUCUGAACACUAUGCUUCGCAGAGCAGAUUAGCUGAUCUUCAGAAGUCUGGAUCUCCAUUGACAUCUGAAAGCAACAGCAGUCCCAAAAAUGUCUCUUUAACCAGUUCCUGUAGCUCUCUGGUACAAUCCAAAAAAGGCCAAAUGCCUUGCUCUCCUAUCUCCACACAACAGGUACCUCUGAAGGAGGCAAAGCGUAGCAUGUCCUAUGGAUUACUCGGGAGGACCAGUGUGGACAGCAGUUUAAUGCUUUUUGUGAGGUCCACAGAACAUGCUGGAAAUGUUCAAAUGUGUAAAGACAGCAAAAAUGACCUCAGUCCUAUUGAAACAAUAACCUCUGAUGAAGGAAACAUUCCUAUUUUAACACUUCAAAGUGAGCUCACACCUGAGACUCGCCGUCUGUUUGUGGCCAAAGCUCUCACGAUGGACAUCGAUGAAGAGGAACUAAAGAAAGCUGUCUUGAUGUGGCAGGCAGAGCUCAACUCCCGUGAAGGUGCAUGGGAGCGAUUGUGCACAGAGAGAGAUGCUGUGGUGCUCUGCACACUCAUGUGGUCUUGGCUAGAGCAUUUGAAGGAGCCAGUCAUUGCAAAAGAUGAUGUAGAGACUUUGGCUGGAAACAGAUGCAAUCCCCAAAAUGCUCUGAAUUCACUGGACAAGGGACAAAAGCAAACCCUUCUGUGUGUUCUUGACUGUGCCGCUCAUUUGCUUAAAGUACCAGAGGAGGUUGAGAUUGCCUUCCUUGAUCGUACAAUCAAAGCAUUUACUUGGAUUUCCUCUGAUUCAGAGAAUGGACAGUUAAUCUAUAAGACUCUAAAAGAUGUCAUGAUGCCAGUCCUCAAUGAUAUGAGGGCAAAAGCUGUGGAAGAGCUGGAGUUGACCUGUCACUGUACCCACAUAUCCUGAUCAAUUCACCAAGAUAGUAAGACACUGGAUCUGGAAACAGACUUUUGGACUGAAUUUUCAAAGGAUGAUUUACAAAAAGGAGAAAAGGAAGAAACAUACAAAUAAAAGGCGUACCCUAACAGGUUUAGUAGGGUUUUUUUUUUUCUAGGGCUGUUUUUGUCCUGAUAAUUUAUUUAAAUAAUGUAAUUUUAACAUUUUUUAAUAUUGGUUUAUACAGGUUGUUUGCAACAAUUUUUGUGUUUUUUUUUUUAUAGAAAAAUAUUUACUGCUAUGUGUGUGCCACAAGGUUUGGUUAAGCUAUUUUUCUAAUUUGUCCUUAAUAUUUUAUUUUCGUUACACAUAAUCUUUUUUAGCUAACUUGACAACUAUUUAUUGAGAAGUAUGGCAUUUAUUUAUUAUUGUUUAUAUUUGGUUCUUAUAAAUAGAUAGAAAAGCAUAUCAAUAUAGAAAGAUACUCUUGUAAUAUACAGUAUAUUCAUAUUUGACUUGAGAGAUAGAUUGUUACAUUUGUACAUUGUUAUUGACUAAACCAAAUAAUAAUAUCACUGUGCAACAAGUCUUAUUUUAUGAAUCAAUAUUUAAUGCUUUAUUGAAUCAAGCAAAAUGCCAGAUUUGCUUGUUCUUGCCUUUGCAAUUUAAAGGUGCAGCAGAGGACAACUGAAUGAUUUGAUUUAUAAUACAAUGCAGUUUAUAUUAGAGAUAGCUCAGCAUGGCCUUUAACAAUUUUGAAAAUGAACAUUUGAGAAUGUAUUGUCAGUUCCUGCUAAAACAAAGCAAAUGACUGCCCUAUAGACAGGCUUUUGCAGGAUGCUCUCUGUCUUUCAUUGGCAUUAUUUGUGACUAAUCUGGUUCUUUGAAUGAACUUAAAAGAAACAAAAAUAUGGAAGAUGUAUGGGUGAAGGUUUGUCAUGUGUUUUAGUACUGUAGAUGACACUGUAGUGUUUAGAAAUUCAACUUUUGACCUCAUUUGUCCACUAAAACGCUAACAUUGUCUUUGUAAGUAAAUAUACUGUAGUCAACACAGAAUAUAUGUUCAUUCAUGAUGUCUGUGGAUGAAUCGUAACAUGUUUUCUUGUCUGAUUUCAAAAACCUUAUUACUGUGGACUAUAUAUUUUUAUUUAUUUAAUCUUCAUUCAAGUCUUUAAAAUAAAUAUUCUGAAUGUUAUCUUUUUACAUACUUUCUUAUUAGCAUACUCAUUCACAUUUGCAUCCAUUUAACAACAG
Molecule: messenger RNA, 3567 nt
Organism: Xyrauchen texanus (razorback sucker)
Lineage: Eukaryota; Metazoa; Chordata; Actinopteri; Cypriniformes; Catostomidae
Product: protein tyrosine phosphatase domain-containing protein 1-like
Exons: 10
Coding region: 148-2343 (731 amino acids)
Biological process (GO): cilium assembly; protein dephosphorylation
Molecular function (GO): protein tyrosine/serine/threonine phosphatase activity
Source: RefSeq, a predicted model, not a curated record